This is a messenger RNA of Sabethes cyaneus, 3434 nucleotides long. RefSeq names its product ankyrin-3. The record is from RefSeq and is a predicted model, not a curated record. The transcript has 9 exons. Gene Ontology annotation, molecular function: protein binding. Gene Ontology annotation, biological process: intracellular signal transduction. The coding region runs from base 845 to 3010 and encodes 721 amino acids. Lineage: Eukaryota; Metazoa; Arthropoda; Insecta; Diptera; Culicidae.
GUAAAAUAUUUUUAUAGCGUUUAAUUUUACUUUUAACCUUACAAACGGUAAUGAAUUGGUGACUGGUAGAAGGAAACGUUUUCUGUGCAGAUAUGAAAUGUAGUUAAUGCAAAUGGAAGUGGUUUUAAAGUGUGUAAUAGUGCAGUUGUCUGCCAAAAACUAGACGUUUGCCCCUCGUUGAAACGAAUAUUGAUUUUUCCUUGUGCUGGUCAGGUUCCCAAAUCAAGCAGCAGUUCAAAUAGCAGCUGGUUGAUCUUAAAGCGAGUGUCAACGCUAAAUUUGCGUGUGUCAAGAUCGGCAAUAAACAAAUAUGUGUCUAGAUCUGCGGCGUAAGUUCGACGGCAGACCCGAAAGGAACAACAGUACAGUGUAAAUCCGGAAGGAACACAAGCAGUAAACAGCACUUUUAUGUUCUGUUUCUUCGAUUGCGAAUGAUUGAAGACUAAGAUCGUCGACAGAGCGUACAGAGCGUUUGACCCCUGCCGGACGAAUCGGCUAAAGCGACGACGUUAUAUAAAAGCAACAACAGUAACAACAACUGUUGUAAGAAGUGACUCGUUUUUUGUUGCAUUCGUGUUCUACGCGCGAGAAGGAAAGCAGUCGUUAUUAUUCCUUCGUCUGAAUAACUGGACGCUGCCACAUACCUAAUGGAAGUUACUAAACUGAAGUGGUUGGUGAAUUAUGUUUUGAUCCGUAAUUAUAGACCAGAGCAAGUGAAUUAGUGUACGAAAGUGUUGUCACUGUCGAGGAAAGAUCUUGUUCUUACUGUGUAGUAACCGAACGUGAACGUGAUAGCACUAGAGUUGCGGUUUUAGGUUUGCUCGCUAGGCGUUUUAUCGGCGGCAUGGGAGGAUCGGUCAGUCAGGUUUUCCGAUCUGGGAGUGCCCUGCUGUCCAAUCGUGACGGGCACAAAGUUUCGGAAACGACGGUCGAUAAGGUGAACACAAUAUUCGACGCACUCAGGGCGAAUCCAAAGAUUUCGAUUCAGCGGUUGGAACCGCUACUGCUGCAAAUACCGAAGUAUGAAAACAUCUUAGCAAUACACGACGAAACAGGUUACAAUCUUCUACAGAAAAGUGUAGGUCUCAAUCACAUAGAAUUAGCCAGAUGGCUGUUACAGCGGCACCGUCCAGAUGUAAAUAGGAGUUCUUGUUCGCUGCCACUGCACAUCGCCUGCCUAAAAGGGUACGAGGAAUGUGUAGAAUUGCUACUAAAACACGGUGCCAGAAUUGAUACAGAAGCGAGAAUGUGCUUCCCCGGUGUUCAUUCUCACAACUGCGAAGAAAGUGGAAAGUACAAAAAUCAAGGUGACGAUGUCGGCGUAUGUGAGCGACCGAAUACAAAGUUGCAAAAUGCAGUCUGUUACGCCAUCGACGGCGAUCAGAUCAACGUACUUAACAUCCUAGCGCAAAAGAUGGAAGAACCGUGGAUGCCAUUCCGAGUGCGAAAACCCUUGCUACACAUUGCAUGCGAACGAGGCGCUUGGAAGUGUGUGCAGCAUCUCGUUCAAACCCGGUCGGAUGAGAUUAAUCUCAUCAAGGAUGAGUACUAUCCGAUACACCAGGCAGUACUGCACGAUGGACGCUUCCUAGAAUUACUGAUUCAGCAUGGUGCCAUUACGACAGUGCGUACGUGCACCCAGCAGAUGACACUGCUGCAUGUCGUCAUCCUAGCGGCCAGGAAGUCGGCCGAAGAUACUCUCAACACCAUUCGAAUACUGUUAGAACGUGGCUGUAAGGAACUUAUCAAUAGUCCUGAUUCGCUAGGCAAUACUCCUUUACACGCAAUUAUUGUGCGCUACGCACUAGAGGAAGCGAGGUAUGGUUAUGACAAGUGGAAUAAAUGGGAUGUUUUGCAUCUAGUGCGCUUUCUGCUGCAGAACGGUGCUAAAAGCUCAAUCAACCAAACAGGAAACAGCGCAUUGGCAUGCGUUUUCCGUCAUAUUCGAGAUUGGGAAGUGUGCUAUGAGCUGUUAAACAUGCUAAUAAAGGAAGGAGGCGAUCCUAAUAUUGUGGGAAGAGACGGGUCAGUUCCGAUUAUGGUGUGUUUAGUACCUCUGAUAAACAAAGAUCCAUUGCAUCAUUUCACUCAUUCAAUGAAGGUCUGCUAUCUGAACUGCAUUCGAAUAUUGCUGCAGAAUGGCGCCAAUCCCAAUUGUUCGUAUCGGUCCAACUUGACGCCGCUGCACGUGCUGAUAUUUACCGUGUCCGAAAACUUUACUCUCAACUGUGAUACGCAGAAGCGCGCCAACUUCGACUUCAUCAAAAAUAUUCUAAUCCUGCUGCUGCAAUACGGGCUGGAUUGCAACAUUACGUCGCAGCACAUUCUGCAGUCCGUCAUUGACAUGAUUGUCAACGUUCGUACCUGUCCGGAUAUUCUAUGCGUUUACGAGCUGCUGUUGGUGCUUAUUCAGUACGGUACUGAUCCGAACAUUACUCUGAGUAAUAAGCUCAUGAUGAGCGGUAGUAGUAGUUCGUCCAUAAAUUACGUGAACGAUUUCAUUAAUUUUGGUGGUAUGCGAGCGGUAGGAGCCGGUGAAGUUGCUGGUCCCAGUGGAACUGCACCCGCCGGUUCAUCUUCAGCCACUAACGGAGCCGUAGCUACUGUCAAUGGCAAUGGUAGCGACAAUCUACGGAGCUCCUUCCGGAACAACGCACGUAAUUAUCUGUUAUUCUAUUACAUUAUGUUAAUUACAAGGAAAGAGUUCAUUUUACUGGAUCGCGAACAAACUUAUCAACGUAUUAUAUAUCUGUUCUACUACUCUAUGAGGCACGAAACACUAUUCAACUGCCUAAAAUCACUGCACAAUUUGUUCAUAGCGCAGGUUCCGAACAAAUCUAUCGAUAAUCUAAGGCAUUUGAUCAUCACCCUGUAUAAGAAGCCUCGCAGUUUGAAACAACUCUGCCGGGUGUGUAUAUACAAUAGCCUAAACAAAAAGCUUGCCCCUAGCAUAAAUCGGCUCAACUUGCCGCUUCCCUUGAAAGAAUACGUGCUGAACUUUGAAGGAUAGGCAGUGUAUAAGCCGGCUAUAUUCGCUAUCCAAAUCAAUCUCUCUCUAUAAAUAUAAAUGUCCACGUUUUCAAUGUUAGAUAUCGUGUAAAUAGGCUUAUAAUAAAAUGAAUCCGGUCGAUAGUACACAGAGGAACCUAAUAAAACAAUCACUACCGAUGCUAAAGCAGGACACAAAUUGCAUUACAUUGAUGACGACGGGGUGUUAACUGAUUACAGGUGAAUUAGGAAAACAAAAACCCACAGAUAUUGCAAAUAUUUUGUCCCUUCAACGUUUUUCCUGACACAGUUUUUUUUCACAAAUCUUUUUCCCACAAUUCCGAGCAGAAAAGAAAAACACACUUUAGAAUAUUCGCUUCACCAGCAACAGUCGACUUCACGUAUAUUUACAAGAUAACAGAAUAGUGUUUAAAAAAAUGUUUCAA